Aspergillus nidulans FGSC A4 is the source of this 2480-nucleotide messenger RNA. Its product is annotated as non-ribosomal peptide synthetase. Lineage: Eukaryota; Fungi; Ascomycota; Eurotiomycetes; Eurotiales; Aspergillaceae. The transcript is spliced from 2 exons. The record is from RefSeq and is a predicted model, not a curated record. Bases 770 to 2374 code for a protein of 534 amino acids.
ACCAUGUCUCCAGCUCUGCUUGAUAUCGAAGUUCAGGGUGAGGUUCCUCCAUGCCUCUUCCCCAGAUCGUCUCUCUCGCCAAAUGAUAAGACAAGCGAACUGGGUACUCAAGAACUGGUCCUCACGGAAAAGUUGGAUUUCGUCCACCAGUUCCUGCAGGAAAGCCAGAUCACCCUUCCAACCGCCCUGCAAACAGCAUGGGCUCUGACGCUUCGCUGUUUCGUGUCUUGCGAUAUCCUCUCGUUCGGCUAUCAUGCCAGCAAUCUUGACGGCCAUGAAGAACUGGCUCUCGUCGGCCGAGUCGACAACACCGAGACCAUUGCGGUCUGUUUGCAGCGCAUUGAGGAGCAAAAACAAGCCGCUGGAGCCCCAGCGGGCUUUGAGAUACAUGCCAUCCCAUAUGAGCCCAAUCGAGCGCUGUGUAAUACGGCUGUCAUUUAUGAUGAGCUCGGACAUGCGCCAGAAGGAGUAUGCGAUGCUAUGCAGAUCGACCUCGCUAUCGCAGUCCGCAGAGAGUCCAGUUCCCAGCUUACUGGAUGCAUCGUGUUCGAUGACGACUUGAUUGGGGACAGCAUUGCCAUAAGUGUUCUCUAUACGUUUUAGGCAUAUCCUGUCGCAAAUCCUCCACGGCCCGCAUAAUCGGGUGCCAGACCUCUGUUCGAAGGAGGACAGAGCCGCCAUCAAGCGCUUAACAGAGAGGGUAUCGCCCCCAGACCGCCGUUGCUUGCACGACAUCAUCGUCGAACAAUGCCGAGCCCAUCCAGAGCGUAUGGCCGUCUCUUCUUGGGACGGGGACCUUACCUACGGAGAGCUUGACGAGCUCUCCCUUCGUCUGGCCCAUCAUCUCGUCGGCCUUGGGGUGGGACCCGAAAAAUUCGUUCUGAGCUGCUUUGAGAAGUCGACCUGGGCUAUCGUGGCCCGCCUAGCUGUCUUGCGUGCAGGGGGCGCCUACAUCUCUAUCCACGCUACGAACCCGCCAAUAUACCUGGACUCCGUCAUCCAGCGGACUGAAGCAGGAGUCCUGCUGAGCGAUGUCAAGUUUGCAGCUCGCUUUCAGCACCUAGUCCCUCAUUUUGUGGGCAUCACCCCAGAGUGGCUGCGCAGUCUACCGGUGAACCAUGCACCACCGUGCGAUACGGUUGUGCCGGAAAAUGCCUGCCUCGUUCUGUUCACUAGCGGCAGUACAGGCCAGCCAAAGGGCAUUGUCCAAGUCCACCAAUCCUAUACAACCGCUAUCCGAGACUAUGUCCGCAAUAUCGGUCUCGAUUCCACCACUCGCAUGUUGCACUUCGAUGACUAUGCCUUCGAUAUCAGCAACCUGGAGCUGCUAGUUCCGCUUACUAUCGGCGGGUGUUGUUGUGUCCCACCCCCAGUGAAGACCACCGACAACCUGAUUAACGCUAUCAGUAGCCUGCGCGCCAAUAUCACAUUCCUCACCCCUACCGUUGCAAUAAAGCUUGAUCCAGCGGAAAUUUCUAGUCUGCACACGAUCUGCGUUGGCGGCGAGCCUCUGCCCAAAGAACUCAUCAAUAAAUACUCCUCCUCCAGCACCCGUCUUAUCAAUCAAUUCGGCAUGGGCGAAGUCGCCAUCUGUUGCGCGUACAACGAUAGCAUCCAUCCAGAUCGUGGGAAUACUAUAGGCCGUCCAGCGAGUGGCCCUAUUUAUAUUGUUGACUCGGCGUCGCCGGAGCGUCUGCUUCCACUGGGAGCGGUGGGCGAGCUGCUCAUUGAAGGGCCGCAUCUUUCCCGUCGGUACUUAGACAAUACAGCUGUCUCGCGCACAGCAGCAGGAUUUCUAUCCAAGACGCCUCGCUGGAUGGCCGAGCUGCACCCCGCGCGCAGCGUAAGCAGGAUGUACCGAACCGGCGACCUCGGCCGGCUCAAUGCAGACGGAACAUUAGAUUACAUCGGUCGUAAAGACACCAUCCUCAAGCUAGACGGGUGCCGUGUUGACGCUAUUGAGGUGGAGCAUCAGGCGCGCAAGUGUCUCUCACCUGCUGACGCCAUUGUGGUUGACCUUCUAGGUGCCAUUGACGGCACGGAAGAUCCCCAGAUCGCGGCACUGCUGUACUUGGACGGACAUACUGACAGUAAAAUACCGGCAGUUAAUGGAGAACCGGUUAUCACGAAUGCAGAGAAAGAUGGCAUGGCUAGGGAGAAGGUCGAUACUAUUCGCGAAGCUAUCAAGCAAGCGCUGCCGGCGUACAUGGUGCCCUCUGUCUUCCUGCUCAUGUCAUGGAUGCCACGCACGGCUUCUAAGAAGACAGAUCGAAAGAAGAUUCGUAUGCUGGCGCAAAAGUAUUACAUGGCAGAGAGGAAGUUGAGGAUGGACUCUCCGUGCUACGUUCAGCAGUCCCAGGUGCUUCCGCCGUAACCAGCUCGUACACCUAACUGGUUUUGUCUUGUUUAGUUGCAUAUAUUCUCAAGGAGUCUGUAUUCAAGACUUAGCAUACAGCAAUGGUACUAUUUGUAAGGUUAAC